AUGUGCACAACACCGUUGACCACUUUCGAUCUGUUGAGUGCCACUAUCCAAUCGUUGAAUGAGGCCCUGAAUAAUGGCAACUUGAACUCAGAGAUCUUAGUCGAAGUCUGUCUAGCACGGAUCGAACUGUAUGAUAAAGCUGGUCCAUAUAUUAAUGCACUCAUCACUGUCAAUCCUGAUUGUAUAGCACAGGCACGGGAACGUGAUGCACAACGGCACACGGCUUCUUUUCAAGAUAAUCCAUUAUAUGGGAUUCCUUUCGUCGUAAAAGAUAACUAUGAUACAGCUGGACUUGUUACCACUGGUGGUUCGAUCAUUCUAAACGAUUCGGUUCCACAGGUGAACGCUUUUGUUAUACAGAAACUGUUAGAUAGAGGUGCAAUUCUGUUGGGAAAAGCCAACAUGUCCGAACUUGGAUUAUCCUACGGACGUUCUGGAUAUAGCUCAGCAGGCGGUCUGACGUUAAAUCCUUAUAAUUUGAAACGAAAUGUGUCAGGUUCGAGUGGCGGUUCUGCUGCUGCUGUGGCCGCACGUUUUUCUCCAUUUGCAUUGGGAACGGAUACCUGUGGUUCAAUCCUUUCGCCAGCAAGUGUAACUGGUUUGGUGGGUAUACGGCCCACUUUGGGGCUUACUAGUCGUACCGGUGUGAUUCCAUUGUCCUUGAGCUUCGAUACGACUGGUCCGAUGGCAUUUAAUGUGAGAGACGCAGCGCUUGUUCUUGAUGCAUUAGUCGGCAAGGAUACAUCCGAUGCGGCAACACAAAAUCAACCAGACCAUAUUGUGUCGUAUACUGCGCAUCUAGAUGUUAAAGCAUUACAAGGUGCGCGUAUCGGUGUAGUACUUAAUUUUCGUGGAGGAAAUCCAGAUGUUGACCGGGUUCAUGACGAAAGUGUAGAAUGUUUAAAAACUAAUGGGGCACAAAUGAUCCCAAUACAAUUACCACAGAUUUAUGAGCAUCUAUGGCAAGAAGUUCUAGAGCCUGUGUUGGAGGCAGAGUUCAAGGAUCAAUUCGAACGUUAUCAAUCGACUUUGGGUCCGAAACAACCUCAUACUCUGGCUGAGUUCAUUCAACGCAACGAAUCGCAACCGAUUAAUCCUGAACGUUUAACCAUGCUUAAAACUAACCUAACGACUCCAUUAUUCAAUUCACUAAAGUAUACACGCAUUUUAUCGAUUGUCAUUCCACAGCUACGAACAGAUUUAGAAUCUAUUAUUAAGUCGCAACAAUUGACUGCAUUGAUAAUGCCCACCAUCUGCUGUCCGGCUUCGUCUCGGUUCGAUCAGCAGCCAGAUCCGACCUAUGUAUGUCAUAUUGACGAUCCUGAUAUACCGAAGUAUAUUGCUGGCGCGAUGGGCUUUCCACAGAUUACUGUACCAGCGGGUAUUGCUACAGGCGAUCUACCUGUGGGUAUGUCCUUUCUAGGUUUGCCCUAUAGUGAAAAAUGUCUCAUCGAACUUGCGUAUGCAUUUGAACAAGUGCAUAACCUGCAUCAGCACCUACCACGUACAACGCCUUGA
Molecule: messenger RNA, 1518 nt
Organism: Adineta steineri
Lineage: Eukaryota; Metazoa; Rotifera; Eurotatoria; Adinetida; Adinetidae
Source: the annotation of a GenBank genome assembly